GCUUUCUGUGUUUGUAAGCCUAAUGAGUUCAUGCUUGUGUUAAAAUAACAACUGCAAGUCCUGCCUGGGAAUUUUCUGUUUAAAAGAUGAUCAACACUUCCUUUGUCUACCUCUUCCAGAGAGAGGAAGAGCCCUGUUGUUUGGGACCAUUUGGGUUGUUUGCCCCUUGGUUUUUUCUGUCUGUCUCCUCUUGGAGAGUAGGCCCUUUGCCUGUGAUUGGCUGCUUUCUGUUAGGUUUCCUGGCUACCUCUUACUCCUAGCACUGCUUUUUUGGCCUUAUGUAUUUAUUCAGUAUUUGUUGGCCUGUGGUCCUUCUCCACCAGAGGAAGCUCCAGCAGGGCAUGGCUCCAACUGGAUUUGCUGACCACAGCACCAAAAAGUAGUAGCCUGUGGACAGUCCUUAAGUACUUACCCCAUAAAUAAAGUUUAUACAGGUUUAACAGAAAAGGACAGGAGGGCAGCCAGCCAUAGGGUAAAGGAAGAACGAUGAAUGCAGUGGGUUUUGUUUGUUUGUUUGUUUGUUUUUGUUUUUGUUUUAUUUUGUUUGGUUUUUCGAGACAGAGUUUUUCUGUGUAACCCCUGGUGUCCCGAACUUGCUUUGUAGACCAGGCAGGCCUUGGGAUUAAAGGCAUGAGCUCCCACCGCCCAGCUGCAGUGGGAUUUUUGUUGUUUGUUUCUUUGUACCUCUCAGCUGCCCUUGCACAGGGAGGGCGAGACCAAGUGACAAGCCUUUUGAUUUUUCUUUCACUUUCCUGGGAACAUUUUUUUCUGUGUCUGUCUGUGACUCUCUUUGUUGUUAACCUACUCUGAAUUUGCAUACAUUAAUUGAGUUCAAACCAUGGGUCAGGCUUCUACCCCCUUGAGUCUAGUGCUGGACCACUUUAAGGACUUCUGGAUUUUGGAAGAUUCAGGUUUGGAUGUCUGCCCAUCUUUUGCAGGAGGGGGUGGUCUACCUUCAAAGUAGGGUGGCCAGAGGAGAGAACAUUUUAUUUGCCCAUUAUCUGUAGGGUGAAGGCUUUGGUCUAUGAGGAUCUAAGAUACCCAGAUAAGGUCCCAUUAUGUCACCUGGCAAUAUAUAUAUAUCAUAUAUCAUCUGGCAAUAUCUAGUGGAGCACCUUCCCUCUUGGCUCCAACCUUUCCCUGCUGCUGUGCCCUCUAUCCUCCCCGUCCAGGAAGUACCACCUUGCUGACCACCUUUACUUCUUUCUUCGGCCCCAGAAGAGAAUGAUUUCCAUCCCCUGUCCUAUGCCCCGGGGAAGCUACUGCCAUGGAUGGGGAAAAACAGUCGGAUGCCCAGGCAGGUCCAACAGCAAGCCUACUUCACUCAAGAGCUCGUGUGGCCCGCCUGGCAGAUGCUAAGUUCACAGUGACUCUUCCCCUUUCUUUCACUUUCCCAGGAACAUCUUUCUGUGUCUGUUUGUGACUGUCUUUGUCGUCAUCAUUGUCCUGCUCUAAAUUUACACAGAUUGAGUUCAAACCAUGGGUCAGGCUUCAUCUACCCCCUUGAGUCCAGUGCUGGACCACUUCAUGGGGUCCCCUGAUGGAGACAGUACAUGACUCAUUUGCCCCUUGCUAAUAAUGGUUUGUAUAACUGGAAACUGCAGAACUCCACAUUUUCUGAGACACCAGCUAAGCUUAUUGAUUUUCUAGAUUCAGUCGUGCUUACUCGUCAGCCCACAUGGGAUGAUUGCCAGCAGGUACGGCAGGUUCUCUUCACAACUGAAGAAAGGGAAAUUGGUUCUGGGCACCAAUGGUGUGCCCACCUAGGUUCAGGCUGAUACUGUUGCGGCCUACACCCCAUCCCCAUCCUGGGUGCAACCGAGAAAACAAAAGAAAAGCAGACAAGGAGAGGCUACAGGUCUUCCGCCAGAUUCUCAAGGGGGCCCUCCAGGACGCUGCCAGAUGGCCCCUAAUUUUAAACAAAGUGAUAUAGGGGAAGAAUGAAAAUUCAGGCGCAUUUUUAGAAAGAUUGUUGGAAGCCUACCAAAUAUACAUACCCUUUGAUCCAAUGGCCCAAGAACUUCAGUCAACCAUCGGUAUGGACUUUGUUAACCCAAGCAGUCCCGGACAUGCUGUGCUAACUCCAGUGACUGGACCCUGUACGCACCAUGGUAUCAGCCUUUUGAAGUAUGUAGACAACCUCCUUGUGGCUACCCGAGACCCAGAAACCUGCCUCCAGGCCACCACUUGUUUUACCAAGUGAGUGUUGGCCAAAAAGGCUCAACUCUGCAGACAAGAGGUAACCUCUCUUGGGUACAUUCUCAAAGGAGGCCAACGGAUGUUGUCUCGAUCUUGGAAGAAAGUCAUUCUCAGUAUACCGACCCCCUCCACAAGGAGGCUGGUACAGGAGCUCUCAGGAUCAGUGGACUUCCAUAGACUGGGUGCUGGGAUUCACAGAGAUUGCCAAGCCACUCUAUGAGGCCACUCGAGGGCAGGAAGGCACUUUGGAUUGGGCACCUGAAAUGGAUAGAGCCUUUCUCAAAAGGGCCUCACUUGAAGCGCCAGCCCUAGUCCUUCCAGACAUUUAUAAACCUUUUCAUUUUGUAUGUGGACGAAAAUAAGGGCAUAGCAGAAGGAGCCCUACCUCAAGCCUUGGGCCCUUGGAAGAGCCCGGUUGCAGAUCUGUCCAAGCAGCUGGACCCUGUGGCAGUGGGAUGGCCACCAUGCCUCUCACAUUGUAGUGGCCACUGCCUUAGUAGUUAACGAUGCAGACAAAUUAUCACAGGGCAGGAGCUAGCAAUAACACUCCACGCUAUAAAGGGGAUUUUGAAACCCCCACCCCCGAACGACGCUAUCAAAUGCCCAGGUGGCCCACUACCAGUCUUUACUUCUAAACAUGCCCUGCAUACAAUAAAACCUGUUUUCAGUGCUCAACCCCACCACCUCCUGCUGGACCCAGACACAAAUGUCUAACAUGAUGCUCCAUCGUGCUACAACAUGUCCAGAAUCUCCAGCAGGAUCUGACUCCAUGGCUGGAUGCAGAUCGAGGUCUCUUCAACCGGAGCAGCUUUGUCCAAAAAGGCAACUCUGAACCAGUGCAAUGGCAGUUAAGGAUAUCAGCCUGUGGUCUUCUCAUGAGAAGAUGUUGACAGAGCCCCUCAAGGACAGUGAUGCUGAGGUUUACAGCAUUAUCAAAAAAGAGAGCAACCGGCAGAGGGUUGGAUUGGAGCUGAUUGCCUCAGAGAAUUUUGCCAGCAGAGCUGUGUUGGAGGCCCUGGGAUCUUGCUUAAAUAACAAAUACUCUGAGGGAUAUCCAGGCCAGAGGUAUUACGGUGGGACUGAGUUCAUUGAUGAGCUGGAGAUCCUGUGCCAGAAGCGUGCAUUGCAGGUCUACCACCUGGAUCCUCAGUGCUGGGGGGUCAAUGUCCAGCCUUAUUCAGGCUCCCCUGCAAACUUUGCUGUGUACACCGCCCUGGUCGAGCCCCAUGGCCGAAUCAUGGGCUUGGACCUUCCAGAUGGAGGCCAUCUGACUCAUGGUUUCAUGACAGACAAGAAGAAGAUCUCUGCCACAUCUAUCUUCUUUGAAUCCAUGCCUUAUAAGGUGUACCCAGAUACUGGCUACAUCAACUAUGACCGGUUGGAGGAGAACGCCAGCCUCUUUCACCCAAAGCUCAUCAUCGCAGGGACCAGCUGCUACUCUCGGAACCUGGACUAUGCACGUUUGCGAAAGAUUGCUGAUGAAAAUGGGGCGUAUCUCAUGGCAGACAUGGCACACAUCAGUGGGCUGGUGGCAGCAGGUGUGGUGCCUUCCCCUUUUGAACACUGCCAUAUAGUGACCACCACAACCCACAAAACCCUGAGGGGCUGCCGUGCUGGUAUGAUAUUCUACAGAAAGGGUGUGCGCAGUGUGGAUCCCAAGACUGGCACAAAGAUUUAUUAUGAACUGGAGUCACUCAUCAACGCUGCUGUGUUCCCAGGCCUCCAGGGCGGUCCCCACAACCAUGCCAUUGCUGGUGUUGCAGUGGCCCUGAAACAAGCCAUGACUACAGAAUUCAAAAUCUACCAGCUCCAGGUGCUGGCCAACUGCAGGGCUCUGUCUGAGGCCCUCACAGAGCUAGGCUACAAAAUAGUCACAGGUGGCUCUGAUAACCAUUUGAUCCUAGUAGACCUCCGCUCAAAGGGGACUGAUGGUGGAAGGGCUGAGAAGGUACUGGAAGCUUGUUCUAUCGCCUGCAAUAAGAACACCUGCCCAGGUGACAAGAGUGCAUUGCGGCCCAGUGGACUGCGUCUAGGGACUCCAGCGUUGACAUCCCGUGGACUUUUGGAAGAAGAUUUCCGAAAAGUUGCACAGUUUAUCCACAGAGGGAUUGAGCUGACUCUGCAGAUUCAGGGUGAAAUGGCUGAGAGGACCACCCUGAAGGAGUUCAAGGAGAAGCUGACAAGUGAUGAAAAGUACCAGAAUGCUUUGCAGAAACUUCGGGAAGAGGUGGAGACCUUUGCUUCCAACUUCUCGCUGCCUGGCCUGCCUGAUUUCUGACAGCGCAGCUUGCAUUUGCCAAGAGGGUAGGACUGCUCUGGGACCCUGUGGAGUCUGCCCUCUUGAAACCACCAACCUGUCCUGAAGUGGACCACUGAGCUGCAUCAUGCUUUGGCGGGUGUUUCUGUCCAGUUUGCAUUUCAAAUAUUCUGGGACAGGUUAUUAAGGACUACAAAUUGAAACUUCAUUUCUCAAUAGCUGUAUAUAAUUCUGGAAAAAAGUACUAUGUAGCUAUUUGACCUCAUUCAUCCAUUGCAGUAUGAGGAGGCAGAAUUCUCCUUUCUCUUUACUAAGUGGCAGGUGAGGGAAUGCUCAAGUUCUCCAUUCUUCCUACUGUGUCCCCCAGAAGACUGCCAGAGCAUUCCUGAGUGUUCUGCUCUGAGCUUGAGAUGGUAUACCAGGCGAGUGUAUAAGCAGGGAUAGUAUUAGGGGCUGGAGAGACAACUCAGCACUUAAGAGCGCUGGCUGCUCUUUCAGAGCACUCUUGCCACAUGGUGAAUCACAACCACCUGUAACUCCAGUUGCAGAGGAUUUGACCCCUUCUUGUGCUUUCUGAGGACAGCAUGCACACAUGAAGUGCAGAUAUGCAUGCAGGCAAAAUAGCAAUACACAUAAACUUUUCUUUUAACGAAAAAAUGUCAGCAGGUUGACGUUUUAAUAGAAGGGCUAGGGGUGUCACUUAGGUCAUACACAUACUCAGUAUGUAUGAUGCCCUGGGUUCAUGCCUAGGACACAAACACACUCCUGUAGAACUGGCUGUCUCCACAAAUUGGGAAUCCCUUCCUGGUCUGAGAAUCGGUGGAGGCCAAAGGCUUUGUGUUUCAACUGCCUAAGAUAACUAGAUCCUUUCUAUAAUUAGGGACCCAGAUGCCACCUUCCCGAAGAGUCUUUUAUUUUUCACAUUGCUGAAUUGCAAACCAUCAGUGACUUUAAUAUGGACAAAUUUUUACCCACAGAAUGUCUACAAGAAUUAUAGCUUUAAAAAAUACAACCAGUUUUUAUAUUUUAAAAAUAUCUGAACUCAAAUAAAUUAAUAUCUUAAAAAGUA
Messenger RNA from Psammomys obesus (fat sand rat), 5525 nucleotides. It is a transcript of the gene Shmt1, whose product is annotated as serine hydroxymethyltransferase 1. The coding region runs from base 3041 to 4477 and encodes 478 amino acids. The transcript has 12 exons. Gene Ontology annotation, biological process: L-serine catabolic process; tetrahydrofolate interconversion; folic acid metabolic process. The record is from RefSeq and is a predicted model, not a curated record. Lineage: Eukaryota; Metazoa; Chordata; Mammalia; Rodentia; Muridae. Gene Ontology annotation, molecular function: cobalt ion binding; mRNA 5'-UTR binding; glycine hydroxymethyltransferase activity. Gene Ontology annotation, cellular component: cytoplasm; cytosol; nucleus.